UCUGUUUAAGUUCUUAUCACCUCCGUAGCAGAACCAAGAAAAGCUAUCGAAGCGCCACUUCCCAAGGUUUUCCAAGGGCUCUCCAUCGUCCAAGAAACCCGGGAUCAAGAAACCCUUGUUCGUCUUUCCGUUCAGCGAUGCUCUCUUCUCUCCGAACCUCUCCUCACCUCCCUCUCCGCCGCUUCUUCUGCCACAGCUCCGCUCCGCUGGACACGGCGAGAUACCGAGAGGUUUUCGCCAGGAGAAUGGCCAUGGCCGGCAUCAAACCCCACCAUCGAAUAGCUUUGGGAGUCUCCGGCGGACCUGACAGCAUGGCGCUGUGUGUCUUGAUGGCCGAAUGGAAAUCUGACGGUCGUUUUGGCAAGAAUGAAACGUUGGGCUUCACAGACGGGCUUCUGGGAAUUAUAGUGGACCAUAGAUUGCGGCCGGAGAGUACAGAGGAGGCGACUCAGGUUCGAGACAGAGUGAAUAAGAUAGGAAUUAAAUGUGAGAUUGCAUGUUGUGAUUGGCGGGAUGGUAGGCCUAAGAAAGGUCAUUUGCAAGAGGCUGCUCGGGAGAUGAGGUAUCAAAUUUUUCAGGGUGUCUGCAUUAAGCAACAAAUAGGAAUCUUACUUGUCGCCCACCAUGCAGAUGACCAGCAGGCUGAGCUCUUAAUUCUAAGGCUAUCUCGCAAUAGUGGAGUCCUUGGACUUGCUGGUAUGGCAUUUGUUUCACAAUUAUUUGCUACACAAAUAAAAUGCUUUGGAGAAAAUUCAGACGGUGAUGGCAUUCUGCUUGUGCGGCCAAUGCUUGAAUUCUCAAAAGAUGACAUGUAUAAAAUAUGUCAAGGAAGUAAUCAAGAGUGGGUGGAAGAUCCGACAAACCAAAGUCUGUUGUUUGCUCGGAACCGAAUACGAGCCCGCUUAAGAAGUCUGCUAUCAUGUGUCUUUAGAUCAGAACUGCAAGGACUUAUCUCUGCUUGCCGGUUAACACGUACAUAUGUUGACAAUAUUUGCCGUCAGAUGAUACAGCACUCUGUUACCAUCAUGGAGCAUGGGUAUGCUAUAGUUGAUUUAGAGAAGCUCAAUCCAUCAGAUGUUGAGGAUCUUUGUUUGUCGAAAUUUCUAGCGUUGAUCUUGCAGUUCAUCUCACAAAGGAAUAGGCCAAUUCGUGGUAGUAUUUUACAGUUGCUACUGGGCUACAUCCGCAACAUCCCGUGCAAGACCUCCCUUACUGCAGCUGGCUGUUAUAUUUGUCCUGCUCCACGGUCCAAGGGCAUGAAAAUCUUGAUCAGUUUUUCUGCUUACUCACCACAGCCAACUAGAGUGGAGCUGUCGUACAAGUACUCGUGUGAAGAACAGCAAUCAACAGCGCCCAGUGAGAUUGAUAAGAUAAUAAUGGAUGCAAAAUCAUUUUCUGAUCAAUCAGUCCCAGAUGCUUCUAUUGUACCUUUUAUGCAUGCAAAAUCUACCAUGGCUAUCCUAAGUGAAGCAAAGAGGCUGAACCUUAUAAGUGAAUCAACCUUUAAAAGCAUUUGCUUGUUGCAAGAGGAAGAACUCGAGAAAUUUGGCAGUAAGGCAGUGGCUAAAUUUGAUGACCAGCCGAGUGAAAUGAAGCCUGCUCCAAGUAUUACAUUAAAUCCUGGCGAAUCAUGCCACUUUAUGAGCAGGUUCUUAGUUACAUGGAAACUUUGUAAAGAUGUUAUAGAAAAUCAGCUUUCCUGGAAUAGCAAUCAAGGUCAUCUCUGUCAAUUUUGCAUGGUUGAUCAGGAGAAAACUAUUGCAAUUAGGCACAUGGUUGAUGCAGACUGGUUGUUUCUUGCAGAACUAUCUAAGAGCCACGCAAUGAAAGAAUGUCAGGAUAAUUCAAAUGCUUCAAUAUAUAAGCACGGUGUAGUGCAAAAGGCUCAAUAUUCCAGAUAUAUGCAAUUGUCAGCACAGAGAGCUAUUCAGGCCUUGAAAUCAAUUCCAGUUUCUGCAAGAAGAGCAUUGCCUGUACUUGUUAAUUCUCAAGGUGGUCUACUAAGCAUACCGAGCAUUUGUUUCAGGUGUUGUCCUUGCCUAUCGGUAGAUGCAGUAUUCAGGCCGAGAGUGCCACUUGGAGGAGGUUACAGUUCAUAUAUUUGACUUCUGCAGGGGUCGGGAGGUUUCAUCAUUUGGCAUGUUAGUACAUCCAUGGCAGUUUAUGUGGUGCUCCAAGUCCGUGUCAUCACCUUUGACUCCAUGAUGAAUUUGGAGAGAAGUUUUGAGAGUACUGAUGUUCUAUGAUCGGUUGAUGAAACAUCACAUUUUAAAUCCUACCAUGGACCAACAGCAGGGAGACUGCGGAGCUAUGUGAUUGGGUUCUGGCUACAGGAUUGGCGUCUCUCGGUGAAUCAUUGCAAGUUGGUAGGCAUUUGCACGUUUCUCGUCUUUUAACUUGCCGGAUAUCAUUGACUAAUGCAAUGUGGAAGGAGCUCAGCCGGGCUUGUGUAGACGAAAUUAUAGAUGAAUACUUCAAAUAGCCAUAUUAUAACUUUAA
Messenger RNA from Elaeis guineensis (African oil palm), 2499 nucleotides. RefSeq lists its product as uncharacterized. NCBI's taxonomy places the organism in Eukaryota, Viridiplantae, Streptophyta, Magnoliopsida, Arecales, Arecaceae. Gene Ontology annotation, biological process: tRNA processing. Gene Ontology annotation, molecular function: ATP binding; ligase activity, forming carbon-nitrogen bonds. The record is from RefSeq and is a predicted model, not a curated record.